UUUUGAAUAUUUCGAAAUCCGUGUCUCGAAAUUUGGUUCAAAAUGUUCUCAUACAUAUCCUGAUUCUGGGCUAUAUCAUUUUUGCUCCAAAAAUGUCAAAUAAACACUGAACAAACUUCGACUUGUCAACAAGUUGCCGAGAUCGCAUGAUCCAAACGGUUUUGUGUACACAAUGAGCUCCUACACUUGCCUGCCGCUGGCCCUCAGACAGACGAAGAUCCUGGCCACACGCCGCCUCGGCGAGCGCUUACUGGUGCGACAUCUAUCGGCGAGCCAAGCGCUUUACGACAAGCAUGAAUGCAAAGUUUUGGUUGUUGGCGGCGGAUCCGGCGGCUGUGCGAUGGCCGCCAAGCUCUCCUCGCGCCUGGGCAGGAACAAGGUGAUCGUUGUGGAACCGGCCGAUACACAUUAUUAUCAGGCGAUGUUUACGCUAAUUGGUGGCGGCAUGAAGCGGCUGGAGCAGUCCCAGAAGCCCAUGUCGCAGGUGCUGCCCAAGAAGGCCAAGUGGCUGCGCGAGGCGGCCAUAGAAUUCGAUCCGGACAGCAAUACGGUUAAGACAACCGGCGGUAAUACCAUCAAGUAUGACAUGUUGCUCAUCGCCACCGGACUCCAGUUGAACUACAAUAAGAUACCCGGACUGGAGGAGGCGCUGGCCAUACCCAAUGGCAAGGUGUCCUCCAUAUAUUCGCCCAUGUAUGUGGACAGAGUAUACGAUUGCCUGCGCAAUAUUGAGGGUGGGAAUGCCAUCUUUACGUAUCCAUCGUCGCCCGUCAAGUGUCCGGGCGCACCCCAAAAGAUUGUCUACAUCUCGGAGCACUAUUUCCGCAAGACGGGCAAGCGUGACAAGAUUAACGUGAUAUACAAUACGGCUCUGCCCGUGCUUUUCGGCGUCAAACACUAUGCGGAUGCCCUGUGGCCCAUUGUUAAGAAGCGCAACAUUACGGUUAAUACACGCCGUAAUCUAAUCGAGGUUAAGCCGGGCCAGGAUAUAGCUGUCUUUCAGAACCUGGACAAUCCCGCCGAAUGCUUCGAGGAGAAGUACUCCAUGCUGCACGCUGUGCCGCCGAUGAGUGCUCCCGAGGCGCUGACCCGCUGCAAGCAGCUGAUCAAUGAAGCCGGCUUCGUGGACGUGGAUCAGUCCACGCUGCAGCACACGAAAUACAAGAACGUGUUCGCCAUUGGCGAUUCGUCCGGUUCACCCAACUCCAAGACUGCCGCCGCAGCAGCUGCCCAAUCGCCGGUUGUGUUCCGUAAUAUGAUCGCAGCGCUUAAUGGAAAGCCUCUGCGCGAUGUCUACGACGGAUAUGCCUCGUGUCCGCUGGUGACCGGCUACAAUAGCGUCAUUCUGGCCGAGUUCGACUAUAAUCUGACGCCAUUGGAAACGUUCCCUGUGGCACAGAACAAGGAGCGCUAUUCCAUGUUCAUCAUGAAGAAGGAUCUGAUGCCGUUGCUCUACUGGAAGCUAAUGUUGCCGGGCUAUUGGAAUGGCCCCGCCCUCAUGCGUAACCUCUUGUCCGUAUUUAAGUUCAACAAGAAAUAGGUUGCGUCUAUUUUAAUUAUAAUUUUAAUUAUGACACUUUAAAAUGCAUUUUAAAAUUGUAAAAUUUUUCGAAGAAAGUUUUGAAUU
Drosophila novamexicana is the source of this 1627-nucleotide messenger RNA. RefSeq names its product sulfide:quinone oxidoreductase, mitochondrial (gene Sqor). The record is from RefSeq and is a predicted model, not a curated record. The transcript is spliced from 8 exons. NCBI's taxonomy places the organism in Eukaryota, Metazoa, Arthropoda, Insecta, Diptera, Drosophilidae. Bases 173 to 1540 code for a protein of 455 amino acids. Gene Ontology annotation, molecular function: sulfide:quinone oxidoreductase activity; FAD binding. Gene Ontology annotation, cellular component: mitochondrion.